Funneliformis geosporum is the source of this 300-nucleotide messenger RNA. The record is from the annotation of a GenBank genome assembly. Lineage: Eukaryota; Fungi; Glomeromycota; Glomeromycetes; Glomerales; Glomeraceae.
AUGGAGAAAUCUGUAUUUCCCGGACGUAUCCUAGUACAGGGUCAAAGCCUUCGCCUAACACAAAAUGUCAAAAAUGCCUACAAACUGGACAUUGGAUCAUCAUCGUCUUCGGACGACUCAGAUAGCUCAGGAUCCCUUAGCGAUAGUGAUAGUAACACAUCAGCAUCAUCAUCAAGUUAUAGCUCAAAUUCGAAUAGUGGUAGUGAUUCAAGCUCUUCAAGUGGAUCUUCUGGAUCAAGAAGUUCAUCAUCGUCGUCAUUAUCCGAAUUCCGUGGUAGGAAAAGGAAGCGUACAAGUUGA